AUGUAUCUCCUGCCUGGAGAACCCCGGGAACCACAACUCAAGGAGCUCGAGGAAGGGGCCGAAAUUUAUUUCGCCACGCCAGGCCGCCUCGUAUCUUUCAUGAAAGAGCGUAAGAUAAGCCUGCGCCGCUGUAGUUACUUGGUGCUGGACGGAGCUGACCUUAUGAUGACGAUGGGCUUCGGGAAGCAGCUUCGCAUCAUUGCGCACAACACCCGUCCUGACCGGCAGACGCUUGUGUGGCUUUCCUCGCGCACGAUGGAUGCGAAGCAACUCAUAGACGAGUUGACGAGUGACUACGUCACGGUUAGCAUUGGGGCGGCUACACACGAGGACCCCACCCGGCGGGUCCAGCAUAUUGUUCACGUUUGCGAGAUGGUGGAGAAGGAAAGGGAACUCGAAGCCCUCUUGAACGAUGUCCUUACUGAAGAAGGUGACAAAGCCAUUGUGUUUGUAGAAAGGAAGGAAACGGUGGAAGGCAUCGUGUGCAGUCUGAGCCUCCGGGGUUGGGCCGCCGUUAGCAUCCACGGCACGAAAACAGAACAAGAACGCGAGGUGGCGCUGAACCACCUGCGGUUCAGCAAUGCGUCCAUACUGGUGGCUACCGACGUGGCGGCUAGUGCUCUAGCAGCUUUCAAAGUGCGUUUCGUCGUGAGCUAUGACUACCCGAACAGCGAGGAUGAAUACUCGCGCCGCUUGAAGUAUGCGGCUCGGCCCGAUGGAAGGGGUGUGGUGUGCACGUUCCUAGCACCGGACGAAACCCAGCAUGCCAAGGACCUCAUUUACUUGCUUCGAAAGGCCAAGCAGAAUGUGCCGCCGCAGCUGAGUAAGGUAGCAAAGAACGUUCCGAGGAGAUAG
Molecule: messenger RNA, 855 nt
Organism: Rhipicephalus sanguineus (brown dog tick)
Lineage: Eukaryota; Metazoa; Arthropoda; Arachnida; Ixodida; Ixodidae
Product: probable ATP-dependent RNA helicase DDX5
Exons: 1
Coding region: 1-855 (284 amino acids)
Cellular component (GO): nucleus; cytoplasm; ribonucleoprotein complex
Molecular function (GO): ATP binding; RNA binding; RNA helicase activity
Source: RefSeq, a predicted model, not a curated record